Messenger RNA from Sinocyclocheilus rhinocerous, 5380 nucleotides. It is a transcript of the gene fbxl19, whose product is annotated as F-box and leucine rich repeat protein 19. The transcript has 12 exons. Gene Ontology annotation, molecular function: protein binding; zinc ion binding; DNA binding. The coding region runs from base 821 to 3220 and encodes 799 amino acids. The record is from RefSeq and is a predicted model, not a curated record. Lineage: Eukaryota; Metazoa; Chordata; Actinopteri; Cypriniformes; Cyprinidae.
AACAGGAAUGUUUUGGGUAGGGCACUAAUAGACCACAUUUCCCAUGAUGCCUUUCGGUUGUGACGAACAGACCUGGAGGAGCGUUCGUGUUGUGUUUUGUUUUUUUUACUCUCCAUAUUUUUUUUAUUUACCAUAGUUAUUUAUUUAUUUGAUUUUGUGGAGCAGGAGCAGAGUGUGAUGGCGUCAGGAUGCUGAGCGAGCUGGUCUGGACUCACUGGGACAUUCAGCGGACCGUGUGGGAAUCAUAAGCGCUGGAUACUGGCCUCAGGACCACAGAUGAGGAUCUUCUGGACGCGUGGAGCAUCAGGAGAGCUCGUGUGAUCGUUAUAUUUGAGGAGCAGAUCUCGAUCAGACGCGCUGUGGAUGUGAUCAUGGAUGCUGGUGUCGGUGAUUGGUGUUUAAACGAGUCACUCAUGUAAACCUGUGAGAACAGCAGGAAAGCCGAGCGGAGAAACAAGGAAGCGCUCUCUCUCAUUGUGUCCAUCUAUCGCAAGAAAACAUCAAUCUAAUGCUCGAUCAAGGAGUAUGCGACUCCACGCGAGCAGGUGAGUCGUGUGUCUGUGACUGUGUGCGCUAAGCUUCGCCAGAUCAGGGUGGUUCGUGAAGCCCUGCUAAGUGCUGCUAACCCUGCUAGCCCAUGCUAGCUGCUGCUCCGCUGCUUCCGGCGGCUCUGCGGCGCUUCCGCUGCUUCAUCGCUGCGCGUUGGGCUCCGGUUCAGAUGCAGACAGUCUGGGCUGCUUUUCUGUGAAGGCACGAGUUUCUGUGGAGCUGAGGCGACUAACUGCUGCUGGUUAGCUGUAGAUACACAACACAUGUAAACAUGUUGAAUGCAGAGGGGAUGUCUGGCAGUAAGGUGCUGGGGGGGGCGCGGCGGCGGCGGACACGGUGCCGACGCUGUCAGGCGUGUAUGAGGACCGAGUGCGGCGAGUGCCACUUCUGCAAGGACAUGAAGAAGUUCGGUGGACCGGGCCGGAUGAAGCAGUCCUGUCUGCUGCGGCAGUGCACUGCACCGGUGUUGCCGCACACAGCCGUGUGCUUCGCAUGCGGUGAAGCAGGGAAGGAGGACACGGUGGAGUCGGAGGAGGAGAAGUUCAGCCUCUCGCUCAUGGAGUGCACCAUCUGCAACGAGAUCAUCCACCCCAGCUGCCUCAAGAUGGGCAAGUCUGAAGGCAUUAUUAAUGAUGAGAUCCCAAACUGCUGGGAAUGUCCAAAGUGCCACAAGGAGGGAAAGACCAGUAAGGAUCAAGGAGAUGGUUUGGGGAAGAGGCGCAUGGACAAUGGGGAGGUGAGUCGCUGGAAGCUGACGGAUGAGCCGCCUCCCAGUAAGAAGAAGAGCCUGUCUCUGGAAGACGGAGCCAGACGCAAGAAGGACAAGGAGCUUCCCCAGGAGAGCGGCUCCAGAAAGAAGAUCAAAGCUGCCCGUGAUAAACACCUGAAGAAGCAGAAAGCCAAACCCAACUCCUCGGAUUCUUCUGAAGCGAACGGGCCGAACUCUUCUCUGGGUGGUGGACACGGCUCUGCUGGAGGCUCCGGCACGGUGCAGCCCUCGACCCCGAGCCAGGACCAGCGCUCGCAUCACCGUGAGAAGCUGGAGCGCUUCAAACGCAUGUGUCAGCUCCUGGAGCGAGUGCGCGACUCCAGCUCCUCGUCCUCCUCCAGCUCCGAAAGCGGCUCGGAGUCAGACUCGGACUCUCCGUCUCCUGCCGCCGCCUCAGAACCUCCCUCUCCAGCUGCUGUGUACAGUGGCAGCAUGCGAGAGCGGAACCGGCGUCUGGCCGAGCUGGGCUUCAGUGCCAGUGAGGAUUCUGACGGCGAGAACGCGGCAGCAGACAGAGGAGAGGUGAAUGCCCGGGUGCGUAGAGCGGUGGUGGACGCUGAAGCAGAUGACGAUGAGGACAGAGCAGGGGAUCGGGGUCACAGGGUCAGUGCCGCGGACCCGUCCUCACCGCUGUCCGCUACACAGCUGCCGCCCUUCGGACACGGACACUUAGCAGGCCUGUCCUCAUCCAAGCGCACUAACGGCCAGGACACUCGCAACGGCCGCAUGCGAGUGGCUGGCAGAGAGCUGCAGGAGAAGGAGAACUCCAGCAGCAGUACUGUCACCAAUCACCGGCACGCUGCUGUAAAGACUGCUCGUGGUAGCAGAAUGCGAGGAGGAAGCCGGCAGGGCCAGAGCAUUCCCUCAAGCAAGAGCACAGGUACAGCAGCAGCCGGCUCUGGGACUGCGAAUGGCAACAGUGGCACCUCUAACCCGGGGAGCGUGUCUCUGGCUCCGCAUCGCUCGCAGCUGGUGAAGAGGAGUGCUGUGGCCGUGCCCUCGCCGCCGCGGCCGCUGCAGAUGGAGCGACACCGGGUGCGACCCCCGCCGGCCUGCCCCGAGCCACACUGCCUGCCGCUGGACAGCGGAGCCUCACACGUGCUGCCCCGGGACGUCUGGCUCCACGUCUUCCAGCACCUCAGUCAGCCGCAGCUGUGUGUCUGCAUGCGUGUGUGCCGCACCUGGAGCCGCUGGUGCUGUGAUAAGAGGUUAUGGACUCAGAUCGAUCUGAGCCGCCAGCGCUCCAUAACUCCUCCAAUGCUGAGCAGUAUAAUCCGUCGACAGCCUGUGUGUCUCAACCUGGGCUACACCAACAUCUCCAAGAAACAGCUCAUGUGGCUCAUUAACCGUCUGCAAGGGCUGCUGGAGCUGAACGUGGCGGGCUGCUCGUGGUCCUCGGUCUCAGCGCUCUGUCAGUCGGUGUGUCCCUGUCUGCGGCUGCUGGACCUCAGCUGGGUGGAGGAUCUGAAAGACUCGCAUCUGAGGGAGCUGCUGGCACCGCCGAGCAACGACACACGCUCAGCUCACGGAGAGAACCGCGGCGGGCGUUUCCAGAACGUGACGGAGCUGCGUCUGGCGGGCCUGGAGGUGACUGACGCCGUGUCGCGCCUGCUAGUGCGCUAUCUUCCUCACCUGAGCAAGCUGGACCUCGGUCAGUGCUGCCACAUCACAGACCAGAGCAUCCACACGCUGACCUCUGCCAUAUCCCCGCUGCGAGAGAGCCUCACGCACGUCAGCCUGGCAGGCUGCGUGAAGGUGACGGAGCAGUGUCUGCCGCUGCUGCGCCGCUGUGCCUCGCUGCAGAGUGUGGACCUGCGCUCCUGCGGCCUGCUCGCUCCAGACGUCUGCCAGCUGCACUGCUUCCCCUCGGCCGAAGACAGACUCCUGCUCAAGAACAGCUAGACUCCUGCCCACAACAACACUACCGCAAGAGACUCGCAGCACAGCAUCAGAGGAAACAGCAUUUCUAAAUCACAGACACUUGGCUGUUUUUUGUUCUGUUCUGUUCUGUUUUGUUUUCCGGAUCAACCAUUUGUGAAUGGAGACAUCCAUUCCACAUAGAUAUCCCGUACCAGUAAUGAGUGUGUGUACAGAUUAGUAGUUUGCUGUAAAUGACCCCUCCUGACCCCAGCACUGAACACUGAGUGCAAGACGAUGCCGAAUGUAUGCUACUGUGGGGAGGUCAUCUCAAACACAGCCAUGCUAGUCAGGAGAAGGGUUCACCCCCGAAUCAAAACAGAUUUGAGUUGUUUAGUCUUUUUUAGCAUAAAUAAAAUAAAGCCCACUUUGGGACCAUUAAGACUUUUUCUGCAUUAUGACAUGAUUUCAUUCCCGGUAGACACAUUUAACCCCCAAGUCCUUAUGACUAUAAAAACAGUAAUCUUCAACAACAUUUGACAUCAGAUUUGAGUCCUCGCUGUUGUCAGAGGUGAUUGUCAUGAGGUUCAGAAUCAGGAGGAAAAGUGCUUAAUUCGUCCGAAAAUCAGGCUUGGCUUUGGUUUUGGGGUGACUUGUCCCAGACGUGUUUUACGUGUUUCUUGAGACUCACUCGUCGUGAUGGAUCAGUGUGUGUGUGUGUGUGUGUGUGUGAACAUUGUUAAGGGUUGGGCGAUGGCCUCUGAUGAUGUGCUCGGUGUUCCCUUCUCUUCACUCGCUCACGGCCUUGACCUUGUGCCAUACACUGACCGUCCUCAGUCCUUCCCCUCUUCAUUUCUGCUCUCGUCCUGAAGGACACGGAUCUCAGCACCAACGGCACGCUUCUGGAAGCCUCGCAGACUUCGCUAGGCUUGAGUAGCUGCUCUGAGCUGCUGUCUGUACCUGUGCUGUCACGCUGCGCUCAGCUCUGUCUUAUAUAAUGCUGCUGUAGAUUCCUGCAAGUCUGGGAAGGUUUUCACUGAACGUGAGGAUUGAACUGCGUGAGGUUCAGCUAGUGCUGAUCACAUAUGGCUUGGAUUGGUUUGCUGUCGUUCAGUCAGGACAUUACAGCUGCUCACCUUUAAACCCGGCACGGUCCGAACCCAAAUAUGCCUCCCAUUAGCAAUGGAGAAAAGUCUCUCUGUUAGGGAACGGUGAGGAAAAAUGAUCUGUGGCCAAUUAGUUUGAAAACGUAUUAGAGAAUGAAAUGAUUGGUGUUUCCGUCCGUAUUCAGUGUUAUCACUCAAAAGACUAACCACACACAUUCUGCAUUCGGCAUUCUUGCGUCUGAGCCGCUUCUCACCUGGUUUUGGUUAAUGGUUCUCUGAACAAGCAGCUUUGAGCAGGAAGGGUCUUGAACAGUCGUGACUCGUGUUCUGGACUGUUGUCGCCGUCAUCACUUCCAUCUUCUCUGUUGAACUAUUGAACGGGCUCUUACCAGGGACCCUCCAAAACAACUUUUCUCCAAUCUUUCGCUGAGCUCUGCAGCUGCUUCCUUCCAGAAUACCAUGCAUGUUGACACCUUUCACUGACUGUAUUCCUUGCACACUUAUAUUCAGUAUUGGGUCCAAUACAUGGCAGUUUAAAGCGUUUGAUGGCAGUAGACAAACAGCAUCCCUUAAAAGUGACCUCGACAAUGUAGUUGCAGUGUUUUUUUUUUGAUGUUGUUGUUUUUAGAUUUCAUGUUCAGUGCGGUUUGCAUUUAAAAGACGUUCUUGCACAUUGGGAAAUACCUGUGCACAGUUUAUAGUUGCAUAUCAAACACCGAGUUGUUGAUCAUCAGGUUGCAGGUUUUCUGGAAUCGGCACGAAGAAUUCAAGUUCAAGAACUUGGAAUAGGUUUUCAACUCUGUUCAUCUUUCAUCCGACCAUGUUUUUUUGCAGAUUCAUAGCCCACGAAACUGAAUUGCCAUGUAUGAACCAAACAUUCACCCUGUUGAAUGCACAGGGCUGAAAUCAUGUUAUUGUAAUAUCUUGCCAAAAUUUCCUGUUUUGGGUGUUCAUAUAUAAAUAUAUAUAUUUCUUCCUUUGCAUUGAUCCAUGUGAUAGAAUAUUUGAAACAAUGGGGAAAAAGAAAAACAAGGCAGCUACUGUAAGAGUGACUACUGUAAAAUGUCUAAUUAAAUAAAGACAAUGGGGGUUGUUUUUA